UUACUCAUCCUCCUCUUAACACCCUCAGCCUCUUUAUUUAAACCCCAAUUUCAUCUCCAAACUACAUUUUUGUGGCUUUUGGGGUUAUUUUCAUAUUUUUCACUUAGUCCUCACUUGCUAUAAUCUAUAAGUGAUAUUUCUUGAGAAAAUUAUUAGUAAAUUGUGUAAUAAAAUGGCAGAGAUAUCUUACGGAGGUUUUAUGGGUGUCAUGGCUAUUUUGGCUCUUGUUUUCGCCAUUGUUUCACCUUAUGUUGAGGCUCAAGCUUCUGCACCAGCUCCUUCUCCUACAAGUGAUGGAACUUCAAUUGAUCAAGGAAUUGCUUAUGUGCUAAUGCUUGUGGCAUUGAUGCUCACAUAUCUUAUCCACCCUUUAGAUGCUUCCUCCUACACCUUCUUUUGAUUUAUUUAUUUAGGACUAGGAAUUGAGACAUUCAUUUAUGUUGGGGAUUGCUGUGAAUAAAUCUAUGAACCUUUAUUUAUUUAUUUUCAUGAGGUGAUGGGUGGAUGGUUUCCAUUUAUUUUUACUUUUUUGUUGUUGGUUAAAUACAGUUUUAUCGGUAGGUGUUAAUACCCUAAUUUUGGUAAGUUGAAUUCGAUUUAAACUUAAUCGAAUACCUAUUUUAAGUUGGAAUUUGGCUUGAGAUAUAAAUAAGUUAUUUAAGUUUGAGCUCAA
Gossypium arboreum is the source of this 673-nucleotide messenger RNA. Its product is annotated as arabinogalactan protein 20-like. The transcript has 2 exons. The record is from RefSeq and is a predicted model, not a curated record. The coding region runs from base 173 to 400 and encodes 75 amino acids. Lineage: Eukaryota; Viridiplantae; Streptophyta; Magnoliopsida; Malvales; Malvaceae.